Molecule: messenger RNA, 1340 nt
Organism: Anopheles bellator
Lineage: Eukaryota; Metazoa; Arthropoda; Insecta; Diptera; Culicidae
Gene: parvin
Product: beta-parvin
Exons: 4
Coding region: 28-1125 (365 amino acids)
Biological process (GO): cell projection assembly; establishment or maintenance of cell polarity; substrate adhesion-dependent cell spreading
Cellular component (GO): cytoplasm; focal adhesion; actin cytoskeleton
Molecular function (GO): actin binding
Source: RefSeq, a predicted model, not a curated record
UGCAACAGUGCAGCUCUCUACGCAGGAAUGUCGACCUUAACUCGCCCAAAAUCGCCCAGGACUCCCACUUCUGGGCGUUCAGACAAGGAGGAAAGCUUUUGGGAUAAAAUCGGAACACUGGGAAGAAAGAAGCGAAUCAAGGAAGUGCAAGAAAUCCAGGAAGAGGGAAAGAUCGCAAUAGAUUCACCCGGCAGUCCGAAUGCUCCGAUCAUCCCACCAGAGGAUUACAACCUCGAGGACAAUGAGUCUCGUUCAAUUAUACAGCCAGCAUCUCUACUGCACCCAAAGGUGAAGGAGCUAUUGCAAGUACUGGUCGAUUGGAUAAACGACGUGUUGGUGGAAGACCGCAUAAUCGUUAGCAACAUUGAGGAAGACUUGUACGACGGUCAGGUUCUGCAGAAACUGUGGGAGAAAUUGUCAAACAACAAGCUUAAUGUGCCGGAAGUUACGCAGUCGGCAGAAGGACAACGUCAAAAACUUUCCGUUGUUUUGAAUGCCGUGAAUCAUACUCUAGGCUAUCAUCACAACAGCCCCAAAUGGACGGUGGAAAGCAUUCACUCCAAGAACACGGUUUCGAUUUUGCAUUUGCUAGUAGCACUGGUGCGUCAUUAUCGUGCUCCGAUACGGCUACCCGAAAAUGCUUACGUGACGGUGGUGAUGGUCCAAAAGUUGAACGGAAAGCUCACCAGCCAACGUUUCCAGGAGCAGAUUACCCAAUCGUAUGAUGAUGUCGGUAUGCGGUGUGAGCGUGAUGCUUUCGAUACACUUUUCGAUCAUGCUCCGGACAAGCUAGCAGUGGUGAAGCGCUCGUUGAUAACGUUUGUCAACAAACACCUUAACAAAUUGAACUUCGAAGCGGCCGAUUUGAGCACGGAUUUCAAAGACGGAGUGUUUCUUUGUCUACUGAUGGGUUUACUGGGAGGGUUCUUCGUACCAUUACACGACUUUCACCUGACGCCAAAGGACGCCGAUCAGAUGAUUCACAAUGUGGCCUUCGCUUUCGAGUUGAUGAUGGACCAAGGUUUGAAGCCGAAAGCACGCCCGGAAGAUAUCGUAAAUAAGGACCUGAAGUCAACACUCCGAGUACUGUACACGCUUUUCACGAAGUACAGAAACAAUCCGUAAGGGCAGCUGUUUCUUGCAAAUGUUUCUGUUCUCCACCCAGACAGCUAACCAAUGUGCCUUUGUUUUAAAAAGUAUAGAGUAUUAACAUAGAACAACUAAACCCUUAUUUAAAACCUCCAUAUACGAUGCUGAAACGAGUUAGUUUAACCAUACCAUACUUACCUUUGUACAACACUGUUUCUAACGUUUGUGAAAUAAACCAUGGAUAAACUAAC